UCAAAAAUGAAGAUACUAUUUUCUGUGAGUGUUUUAUUGUGCGCAGCAGCGAAAGUCCUUUCUUUUCAGAGUUCCUAUAUACGGGACUGUCUGGAUGCCCACAACGCAGUUCGGGCUCGGCACGGAGUGCCAGCCCUAAAUUGGUCAGUAGAUAUCGCCGUUAGUGCACAAAAAUGGGCCAAUCAUCUUGCAGCAAUAGAUCAACUUCAGCACGACUCCUCAACACCCUUUGGGGAGAACCUGUUUUACAUGUACGGAGGUGAUCCAGAGCAAGCUUGCGGUCGUGCAGUGAAUAACUGGUACCAAGAGGGUAAAAAUUAUGACUUCAGGUCUCCACAUCUGGAUGAGAGUACCAGUCACUUCAGCCAGUUAGUUUGGCGGGGAUCUAAAGAUGUUGGAAUAGGCACGGCACAGAGUAAAUCCGGGAACUUCUUUCUGGUGGCUCGUUACAGUCCCCGUGGAAAUGUAGACGGUAAGUUUGACGACAACGUUCUGGAUGUAAUGGGACAGCCUCCAACCGAAAGUAGUCAGGAGACGAAAGAUGAUAAAGCGUCUGACAACAUUCCAGCUCAAGGUGAAUCUUCAAAUCUUCAAUCCAGGAAGGACCAAAACCUAGUUUAUUUUAAAGAGAUAAACCUUGAUCCAAGUCUGGCAGAUCUGGAUAACACGACUGCACCGAAUCCCACUCCAUUGCAACAGACUGGUGUAGAAUCAGGAACAAACGAGGGACCAUCUUUGGAAGGCAGUCGAGGACCUGAGGAGAAUCCACCCAAUUCUACACCGGAGAAUAACAAUUCAGUCAGAAUACAUUCCUUUAAUGGUGCUAAUUCUGGGACGAAUGAAGCACCAGAUGUCUCCCAACAGGCUUUAAACGAGCCAGAGACCAUACCAAAUAACGCAGAGGCCGGUUUGACAGGCCCAAAUGAAGAGUCAAGUCAUAAAGAAGACAGCGAUUUAAACAGAAAGCUGAGCUCUUCUGAACCAUACAGCAUGAACAAUGAAGCUUUGCCUCUAUAUGAGGGGUCUGACAUCAGUGCCAUGAACUCGGGAGCCCGUCAUUCGGGAUCCGAGAUAAAAGACACGAAAGCGAGACCUACUAAUGCUGCUUUAAAUCCAACAGAGAUGGUAACCAAACUAGGAAUCGAGGAGAAUAGCAAGGCUGAAGAGACUUCAAACUAUGAACGGCAGGAAGAAAAAGAUGCGAGAGUAGAGAACUUUGCUAAUUUACCUAUGAACGACGAGCAGCUGCCAAAGAGUGACAAACCACCUGGCCUCUCAUAUGUAGCUCCGCUGGCUGCUAAAAUACCCAAGAAGCCCGCAGAGAAAGUAAUCAAGUUGCCCCCCGCCAUAUCUCUAAUCACGCCAAAGAGAGGUAAAGAUUUCCGAGUGGAAAUUCGCUUCACCAAGAUGGUUUAUACUGAUGAGAUGCGAGUGCCGGGCAGUAAGGACUUCGAAGAAGCAAAAAGAAACAUAACUAGUGCCAUUAUUAAUCUAUUCGACGAUGAUGACGGAUUCCAAGAAGUGCAGCUGAUAUCGAUACGGAAUGGCAGUGUGAUAGCGACACUUGGGCUCCUUUUUAAGAAGGACAAACCAGGAAAUCUUAAUCGUCUCUCCCUAGCGCUGAUUUCCGGGAAGAUCGGAAGCUAUCUCGUGGCAAACAAAUAUGAGUCAGCAGUCGCUCUACCAGCAGGAUAUCUAAGACCUAAAAGACCAAUACAGAAACAAAGUGUAGGAGUAUGCGCACAACCAUGCUCCAAACCAAACAUCUGCUACUCCACAGGUUGCGGUGUAGCCUGCUGCGCCUUUCACCCCCACGAACACAAGUAUCACCCCCCUGCACGCCUCGCGCCACAAGAGCUCCCAUCGUGCCCUGGUACAUGCGACGACAGCUGUUUCCCAGAUUGUGAUGAUGACUGUUGCACUGACAUGAUGCAGGAUGUUGCUCCGGCGCCCGCUACAAUGACUGGUGCUGCUCCUAGUAUGACAUGUCCAGGAUCUUGUCAUUUCUCGUGUUAUCCUCAAUGCAGCCCACAGUGCUGUGCUACACAAUACGUGCCAAACCCAUGCCACCCCUCUUGCCCGGGCUACUGCGCGCCAAGUUGUGAUAACGCCUGUUGUGCGGCUAGGAAAUCCAUUGUUAAUAAUCUCUCCAAACAGUACAGCCGGUACAGGAGUGCCCAACGAGCUAUAGCACGUCAGAUGUACCUAAGAAAACAUCUCAAACUACCAUUCAGACGUCCAAAACCAGUCAGACUGGCUCGACCAGUGCGGCCGAGACAGAGGUCUUACUACAUGAGACGAGUUCGACCAGAGAGCCUAGGACUUGAAGAAUAUGACCGAAGUAUCAUUCAUACUGCGCAGGCAGAAACAUCUCCCAAACAUGACGCUCAGUUUCUAAGUGUUUAAUAUGAGACUAUGAAAUGCGGUUGUUUCGCUCACGAGUCGUUUCGUCAACGACCAGUUCAUUAAUGUCUUUGGUCAUUUCACUGUCUCAAGUCAGUUCGCUAGCGUCCUAUAGGUCGUUUCGCUGAUGUACUUUGGUUUACUGGACCGUAGACGGAUGAAAACUUCCAAAUUUAUCCUUUUCUUUGUACCAAAUCGACUUUCUGAGUGUAUCGAAUGGACUUAGUGGACGCAUGAAAUCGACUUUAGUUUGCCUUGAAUCUACUUGUAUCGAAUGGACUUUCAGUUCAUAAGGAAACGACUUAACUCCCCCUAAAACUUUUCAGUCAAUUAGAAGUCGAUUUAAUACGUUUGCGAAACAACCUAUGAGAUGUUAGGGUUGGCAAAACAACCUAUGACAUUGGCGAACUGGUCGUUAGCAAAACGAAUCCUAGGCGAAACCAAACGACCGGUUACCGAAAUUGCAAAUGAACACUGAAAAGAAAAACAAACAAACAAACAAACAAACGAACAAAUCAGCAAAUACAGAGUCUGGUAUUAAGUUUACUUUCUUAAUUAGGGACGAUUUCCGCGGAAUGCAUCAAACGAAAGGUAUUCUCUAUUUACAGAACUUCAAGAGGUUUGGAACAGACCAAGACAAAUUUAUUUUGAAAAGAAAUCAGAAUGAAACUUCAAUACUAAAUACAUCAAUUCCAAAUAUUUUGGAGGAUGACAUUGUCAUGAGAAAAUCAAGAUGUUACAUUGUAAUAAUAAAAUUCACAUUUAGCUACAGGUAAACUAAGUUCUUUCCAAUGUUUCAAUAAAUGCAA
Molecule: messenger RNA, 3212 nt
Organism: Pocillopora verrucosa
Lineage: Eukaryota; Metazoa; Cnidaria; Anthozoa; Scleractinia; Pocilloporidae
Source: RefSeq, a predicted model, not a curated record